Molecule: messenger RNA, 3256 nt
Organism: Podarcis lilfordi (Lilford's wall lizard)
Lineage: Eukaryota; Metazoa; Chordata; Lepidosauria; Squamata; Lacertidae
Source: the annotation of a GenBank genome assembly
AUGAGGAUCAGACAAAUUAACGGAGGAUACCUGUAAGUAUCAGGGGCUACCAGCCAUUAUAUUCUGCCUCCACUGUCAGACGCAUUAUGGCUCUGAACACCAGUUACUGGGACUCAUGAAUGGGGAGACUGGGGUCAUGCUCAGAUCCCACAAGCAUCUGGUUGGCCACUGUGAAAACAGGAUGCUGGGCUAGACGGGCCAUUGGCCUGAUCCAGCAGGCUCUUCUUAAAUUCUUAAGCUUCACCUAGUGCUGUGCCAAAACUUGUCCCAGGAAUCUUUGGCGAGAGCCGUGACUUUGAAGAGGUACAAUACUGCUUUAAAUGUAUGGUGCAAAUGAAGCCUAUGUUGUGGGUGUGUUUUGAGGUUUUUAUUCUGUUCCAGUUUUUUUUUUAAAUUAAGUUUUAAAGUUGGACUAUGGUUUUUAUUAUUGAUGCAUCUUUUGGGGGGGGGGAACCUUCCUAAGGAAGCUUUGUGCAUUUAAUGAAUAGAACUUAUGAAAUCUACAUUUUAAAAAAUCAAAUAACAGGCAAACCUGUAUGAAUGUACACAGCAGUAACCCACUGUACUUAAUGAUAAAGGUAGCUCAGUUAUCAUUUUGGGGCCGGGUACUUCUACCUAUACACUAUUCUUUAAGGAUAAAGUCAGUGUUACAAAACCUUGAUUAAGCCCAGCUGCCUUUCCCAUCAGCCACAAAAGCUGUUGCUUACCCAGUGCAUGUUAAUUUAUCCAUUCUCUUCUCAACCAUCAUCAAUAAAAACAUAGGAACUACAGAAAGAAAAAGAAAGAAAGAAAGAAAGAAAGAAAGAAAGAAAGAAAGAAAGAAAGAAAGUUGGACUAUGUUAUAAGUCGCUUUGGGUUACUUCAUAUUUUUGUUUUUUUGUUCUUUUUGAAACCAGCUAAGAAAUAGAAUACAUUCGAAUAAAACCGGCACUUACACCAGACCACAUCCCGGUGUGUGCAGUCAGCUGAGAUGCCCUGUGUUUUGUUUCCCUUUCCCAUAACCUCGCUGUGACCCGAUUGCCACUUUCACCAUGAAUAAUUAGGUCUCUCCAUUCUCCGGGUAGCUGUUAAAAGUCAGAGGGCUGCCAAGUGACUGCUGCGCAGGGGGGGAAAACCAAAGCCUCUCUCGUCCGAGUGGCAAGGGCAAAGGGGAGCUGGCAGCCAAAGGUCAUUUCAGCCCCCUCCUCCUCCUUUUAUUCGUACGCUGUCUUUCCACAAAAGAGUUGUGCUCAGAGCAGCUUUCAGCAUGAAAGCAGUGGUACAUCACCGAAAAAUCAACAGACGCAAUAACAAUAUCAUGAUAACAGCUAUAAUGAAACAACAACAUGCAACGAAAACAACAAAUGUAGUAACAUUGCACCUCCUAGAAAUAGAAAUAGCUUCUGUGCCCACUACAAAUUAGCUGAGAAUGCAGUUAGUCUGAUCAAAUAUCAAGGUCUCAGCUUCCUCAAAGGGUCACUGUUCCUUUGGCAUUACCCUUCGGGCAGCAUUAGUGCUUCCAAAGGCCAGAGGUGUGGUACAGUGGUGCCUCGCAAGACGAAAUUAAUCCGUUCCGCGAGUCUCUUCGUCUUGCGGUUUUUUCGUCUUGCGAAGCACGGCUAUUAGCGGCUAUUAACGGCUUAGCGGCUUUAAGAAAAAGGAAACAAACUCACAAGACAUUUCGUCUUGCGAAGCAAGCCCAUAGGGAAAUUCGUCUUGUGGAACGACUCAAAAAACGGAAAACUCUUUCGUCUUGCGCGUUUUUCAUCUUGCGAGGCAUUCGUCUUGCGAGGUACAGUGGUGCCCCGCAAGACGAAUGCCUCGCAAGACGAAAAACUCGCUAGACGAAAGGGUUUUUCGGUUUUGCGUUGCUUCGCUAGACGAAUUUCCCUAUGGGCUUGCUUCGCAAGACGAAAAAUUCUUGCGCAUUUUUCUUAACACCGCUUGAAGAGGUGCAUUUGCGACGGACCGUGCUUCGCAAGACGAAAAACAUCGCAAGACAAAAAGACUCGCGGAACGAAUUAUUUUCGUCUUGCGAGGCACCACUGUACCACUGUAGUUGGACGCACUCCUCCCAUGAUGUUCCUGCUGAUGCCUCUUCUACACCAUGCAGCUUCUCAAUAGCCUUAGGUCUGAUUUGACAGUGGGUUGUAUCCAGCUGCAUUCUAUGUUCCUCCUGGAACAUCAUUUGCCUUUUCAUCUAAAGCAGUCUCUUCUGGGCCUCUUUACAUACCUUUCAAGAGGUUUUCUGCAUGGGGAGGUUCCCUCCCCCCUCCCAGUGGUUUUCAGGGGUUCAUCCUUUAUUACAUCAUUUAAAAAUACUUUUUAUUAAUUAAAAAAGCUAUGGAAUUCAGAAAAUUUAUUUGACCUACAAGCAAAUAUGGUUGAUAAAGUGACUUAGGGCAUUACCCGCUCUGGGAUCCCACAGCUCUUUCUCCCCUGGUCUCUACACUGGCCCAAAUAGGACUAAUUUAGCCAGCUAACCCUGGUGAUCAUCUAAUGUUUAUUGGAUUUCUCCCCUAAAUUAAUUUUUGAAUUCUGAAUUCACGUUUUAUACUGUAUUUUAUGCUGUUUUUUGUUGCAUCAAUUAAGUGUUUUAAAUUUGUUGUUAGCCACCCUGAGCCCAGUUUUUGAACCGGGAAGGGUGGGGUAUAAAUAAAAAAUUAUUAUUAUUAUUAUUAUUAUUAUUCAGAGCCGACCCAUUGAAAUCAAUAGACCUGAGGGUAGGGAGCCUGUGGCCCUUCAGCUGUUGGUCUCCUGUUCCCAUCAGCUGCAGCUGGCACAGCCAAAGGGCAGGGAUGGGAGUUGGAGCCCAACAACAUGUGGAAAGCCAAAGGUUGCCCUAUUCCAACCCUAGGAGGUGUGUUUAGAUUUGCAGUCUAAGGGUCAAACUAAAUCUAAGCAGACUAUUUGCAUCAGAAGGGAUGUUAGUGAGGGAGACAUGGUUGGUUUGAGUGCAGAAGGCUCAGACUGUGGAACUCCCUGCCACAGGAGGCUUUUGUGUCUCUUGUAGCAUUAUAUAUCUUAAAAGGUAUCCCAGUUCUGUUUCUUAUGUAGGGAGCUUAUGUUGGUUCAUGUGGCCCUCUCUUCUUCCUCUUCUUCUUUUCUUCCCAGCACAUAUCCUAAGCUCAGCACUGCCCGCUCAAGCCAUGGACUCCGCCACAGGAUGACGCUGGCAGUGUAUGGCUUUGUCACAUGCAAACUGGCUGGAGGAGUAAACAGAAAAUCUAGCAUUAGCAGGCUGAGCACUCCUGACACCAGCAAAAGAAGGAACUGA